UCUCCUGCUAGCUAAACCAAGCGAUCAAACUAAACAAAACUUACAAUGUCUUUGCUUAAGUAUUUUUCACCCCUCAUGCUACUGCUAGUGUUGCUUGUAUUUGUUGCAUCUUCCCGUGGAGCAAAAGUAGUGGAAGUGGGUGAGAUUUGCAAGCAAUCUAAGAAUGUUUCAUUUUGUAUAACCCUUCUGAACUCAAGCCCAAGUGGGAAAGACCUUGUUAGCCUUACCCAAUAUACAAUUGAUGUAGCUCAUGCCAAUGUGACCAACACAAUUACUCUAAUCAAAUCUUUGAUUGCAAAAAGUGUUGAUGAUCCGAAGGCAAAUGCCCAUUACAAAACAUGCUUGUUUUAUUUUGUUGUAGAAGGGGGUGCUCUCAAUGCCAUUGAAGACGCUCAACAAUGUUUUAACAAGGGUGGUUAUGAUGGUGUGGGUAGUAGUGCGAAUCAAGUCUAUGCACGUGUUGAUGCUUGUCUUUUAGGAGACGACGGACCAGACCCGGGCCUAACUCCUUUUCCUGAUACCUCAUUACUUCCAAAUUAUGCUGAUGUUAUCAAACAAGUUGCUCAUAUUAUACUUUUCCUAUCACAUCUAUUGAUAGGUGAUUGAUCAGAUGUUGUUCAAAGAUAUUUGGAUGA
This is a messenger RNA of Lotus japonicus, 635 nucleotides long. RefSeq lists its product as uncharacterized. The record is from RefSeq and is a predicted model, not a curated record. The coding region runs from base 46 to 606 and encodes 186 amino acids. NCBI's taxonomy places the organism in Eukaryota, Viridiplantae, Streptophyta, Magnoliopsida, Fabales, Fabaceae. Gene Ontology annotation, biological process: negative regulation of catalytic activity. Gene Ontology annotation, molecular function: pectinesterase inhibitor activity. The transcript has a single exon.